This is a messenger RNA of Microthlaspi erraticum, 789 nucleotides long. The record is from the annotation of a GenBank genome assembly. NCBI's taxonomy places the organism in Eukaryota, Viridiplantae, Streptophyta, Magnoliopsida, Brassicales, Brassicaceae.
AUGACUUUGUUCCCCACCAAGUUUGAAAAUGGGAAGAUUGAGUACAAGAUAAGGUACAAGGGGAGAUCAAGGCCAUUCUCUAGAGCCAAGGCCUUGGUGACUUCAGAACAGUCCAGGGACCCAACCAAGCUAAAGGAGCUUCUGUCUCAAGUCCUCACUAUCACCCUUGAUGGUGUCAAAGGAGCCAGCUCGACCGACAGCUCGAUCGAGCUAGAAACCAGGGCAACUCGAUCGAGUUCCACAACUCGACCAAGGGAGUUUGAGAUUGGAGUGAACCUUGUUCAAGAGGAGAAUGGCUCUCCAAGUGAAGAAGGAAGUGAUGAGACUGAGAGUGAAGAGGAAGGAGAAGAGGUCAAUCAAGAGAUUGAGGAGAGUGAGCAUGAGAGCAAUGAGAAUGUGCCCAUGGAGGAGGAGUCAGAGAAGAGGAUGAGCUCCCCAUAUGUGGAGCUGGUCCUCAAGAACAUGCACUUGGCCAAGUUCUCUUAUCACAUGGAAUCCUACAAGGAGCUCACUUGCGAGUUCUUGGCUUCAAUGAGGACCAAGUGGAACUUCAAGGAAAAGGAACUCCAAAGGGUUUGGGCUACAAUCGCUGAUGGAGUACUCUUCCUCAAGGUCAAGGCUGCUCAAAUCAGGAGCCCAGUGUUGAGAUAUGUGCACAAGGCACUUGCCAACACCUUCUUUGCAAGGAAGGCACCGGGACAAUCAACGAGGGGGAACUCAAGUUUCUUGACAUGGGAAUCAAGCCCAUCUCUCACGCACAAGCGAUGGCAAGAGGAUCAGGGGAGAUAG